Molecule: messenger RNA, 1286 nt
Organism: Lytechinus variegatus (green sea urchin)
Lineage: Eukaryota; Metazoa; Echinodermata; Echinoidea; Temnopleuroida; Toxopneustidae
Exons: 5
Coding region: 123-638 (171 amino acids)
Source: RefSeq, a predicted model, not a curated record
UCCAUCCUAGCUCCAGUUAUAAAUUGUUCUCUGCUCCCCCCAUCACGUUGAGAAGGAUCGGAAGAAUUACAAUAUUAUUAUUUCGACACCACUUCAACUUGGAGUUCGAUCGCACCAGCAAAAUGUUUUCGUGUUUGGCUCUUUUUACUUUCAUCGCUCUGCUUCACACAAGCUCGGCGAUAAAAUGCUACACGUGUUUGAGCAUUACAAGAGGUCAAAUUAGAACCGAACCUUCGAAUACCCGGCCCUGUGAGGGCUCAAGCAUGCAAAGCAUUGACUGUGCGAAUCAAACAUCGGGCUGUAGGAAAUUGAACGGUUACAUCGACUUCAAGAACAACGGAAAUACAACGAAAAAAACUACCUACCAUAUACUGUAUCUUGGAUGUGGUGAAGAUCCAGUGUCAGAUUGUGCGAGUCCAACCCCUACCGGGAUAGUGGAACUUCUACAAGCUGUACCGCCUGUAAAGGAUGCCUUGGAUGAAAUCAUUGGUCACAACGUUACAUCUGAUGACGUGGAUGAAGGUACAUUGUGCAGACAUGGAUGUUACUCGGAUAAUUGCAAUGGCGCCAAUUACAUCCAGAUGAGCCACGCCAUGGUUGUACUUUCUCUAUCCUCGAUCCUCUGGAAUAUGUUUUAGAAGCACAGGGGACAGCAUUUCGUGGAAAUAAAAGGGCCUUUUAAAUCAUCAUUGUAAUAAAGAUUGCUCUUGUAAUCGUGACGGUGAUUAGCGUUCGUGAUUCUAACCAUGUUCUAGUUUUGUUUCACAAGUGCUAAAUAUUCGUCAUUAGCUUUCUUUUCCACUGGAAUCACCAUUCAAAUUACGAUUUUUUUCCCGUGUGAGAGGGCGGUAUAUCGAACGGAAUUCGUAUAUCGUCUUCUUCUUUACUGCCGUAUCUUUUUUUAAAUUGUUUUUUGUUGUGUUACUUUCCAGUUUCCACUCUACUACCAUUAUUACCACAUCUUCAUUUUAUUCUUCUCAUUCUUCCCGUAUUAUUCUUCUCCCUCGUCCACUCCAUACUCCUUUUAAAUCAUUCUUCUGUUUACAAUCGCCUUCCUUCUUCUCUGUUUUCUUCUUGUAUCUCUGCUGGAAACAACACACUGUCGCACAAUGUGUUCACAGUAUGUCCACAGUGUGUUCACAAUAUAUUCACAAUGUGUUCACAGAGUGCUCACAAUAUGUUCAUAGUGUGUUUACAAUAUGUUCACAGUGAGUUCAUAGUGUGUUCACAAUAUGUUCAUAGUGUGUUCACAAUAUGUUCAUAGUGUGUUCAUAGUGUGUUCAUAG